AGUGUUUCCGGUCGAGUCGGCGCACUGCAGCAGGCCAAUAAUUUAUUGCAAAAAAAAGGACCAAAUUACUUAGAAUUUAAUCAUAAUCUUUCAAUCUGUUUUCAGUGAGUAUAGUUUCAUAACGUUUUUUAUGAUUUUACUACUAUUUCAUGUAAUUAUAACGUAGCUGUGUUGAAAUUUCGUAAUUCUCUAUUAUCGCCUUCAGGCCUUUAGUUGAAAAAUAUCGUAGGAAAAUUUACUCGAACGCUCAUGUCGGCAAAGAAUAAACGAGGGAGAAGUAAUCAUUUGGAAUCUGAUGAUUCAAAGAUAAGUCAAAAGAGAAAAAGAACUGGAUCAAACGAAAAUAUUUGCCCGGACUCAACAUUGAAGACUAUACCCAAGAGAAGGCGGUUCAUUCUAAAGAGCUCGGACACCGAAGAAAUAUCUGACGCACCCCCUUCCCCUACUAAAAUUAAAGAAGAAUGUAACGAUAUUAAAAUUAAAAUCGAAUCCCAAGAGACCCUUCCACUAGAUGAUGAUGACUACGAUGAAAUUACUAAAGAUACUAUCAGCUCAAAAGUUGAAUUAGAGUCUCAAGAAACAGUAUUCUUAAACGAAUCAGAUAUACCAAAAACUGAAAUAUCAGAACUUAACGGACCCGCCAUUCCUUUUGAAAAUCCUCUAAAUUUAACUAAAGCGGAUUAUGAACAAGAUCUCGAAAAUAUAUCUUCAUUGCGCAAGAAAAUGGACUAUUUAAAAACCAAAAUAACUCAUAUUAAUGAAUGGCAAAUAUACGUUUCUUUGAGAAAUUGUAAUUACUCAAUGCAGAGUCUUCUAAUCAAGCACGGUAUUUCUGAUAAUUUAGGAAAUUUUGAUGACGAUUCUGAAACUGAUGAUAUAUGCCCAAAUUUAUCAAAGAAUGUAUCCAGAACUGCUAACCUUGGCAGUAUUAAAGCAAUGACCGCCGCCAGGAAACAGUUAUCACAAUUUAAAAAUGAUAACACGAAUAACGAAGCUAAAAAAGGAAGAGACAGCGAAUGUGAAGAUGAAGAUUUCAACAGAGAUGAGGAUGAUAGCGACUAUUCAGAUAGCGAAUGUAUGUCAAAAUCUACAGAAAAUAAUAUUCUGGCAUUUUUCAAUGAAUCUUUAAAACAAGAUCUGUUGGAUAUGCCUGGUUGUCUGGGAGCGAAGGCCGAUUUACUCAUUAAAAAUCGACCAUUCAAAGAUAUGGAUGAUUUAAAAAAGAAAUUAUCAAAGAGACCCUUAAAUGUACAGUUGAUACAAAACUGUAGAGAAUUGUUCAAAACUCGAAAAGCCAUUGAGGAUCUCAUGCAAAAAUGUGAAGAUAUUUCAUCAACAAUGGAAGGGAUAGUGGAGGAAAUCACUGGAAAAUCAACGAAAGUAAGCAGAUCUGUUAUAACAGACCUACCGAAGUAUUUAAACCAUACACUGAAACUGGCACCUUAUCAAAUGGCAGGAUUAAACUGGUUAGCCUUACUCUAUAAAAAUAAGAUAAAUGGAAUUUUAGCUGAUGAAAUGGGUUUGGGAAAGACUGUUCAGACUAUUGCAUUUUUAGGAUAUUUACGCGAGGUCGGUGUGAAAAAACCUCAUGUUAUUGUUGUUCCAAGCUCAACAAUUGAUAAUUGGCUAAGAGAAUUAAAAACGUGGGCACCUUUAAUGGAAGUACUCCUCUACUAUGGUAAACAAGAAGAUAGGAAGGCUAUACGCAUGGAUGUUUUUAAUAAAACUUGUGAUCACUUCGAUAUUAUUUUAACAACAUAUAACAUGAUAACUGGAAGUACUGAAGAUAGAUCACUGUUUAAAAAGAUGGAUAUUGAAUGUGCAUUUUUUGACGAAGGGCAUAUGCUGAAAAACAUGAAAUCUCAAAGGUUUACUAAUUUGAUGAAAGUCAAGUGUCAGAGAAGAUUUCUAUUAACUGGAACUCCUCUACAAAAUAAUCUCUUGGAAUUGAUGUCGCUUUUAUGCUUUAUUAUGCCUAAAUUGUUUAUCAAUCAAACAGAAGAGAUAAAAUCCUCCUUUUCAACAUCAAACAAUAACAAAGAUAAAUUGAAGACUGAUUACGAGGAAAAGAGGAUUGAUCAAGCUAAGCGUAUCAUUAAGCCAUUUAUUUUACGUCGUCUUAAAGCUGAUGUCUUAAAUCAGCUUCCGAAAAAGCUGUCAACUGUCGCCAGAGUUGAGAUGGACUCUGAUCAAAGUAGGAUCUAUAAGGAACUUGUUCAAAAAUUUAAAACAGCCGUCAAAAAACGCCAAGAAGCAAUUAAAAAGGGUGAAGAGGUUGGUGGUCAGGAUGGUUCCAUGCUGAUGGAUUUAAGAAAGGCGGCGAAUCAUCCACUGCUAUUGAGAAACUACUACGAUGAUAAGCUUUUAAGGAAAAUGGCGAAAGCGAUUGCGAAAGAAGAAAGUGAUAGAAAUGAGGAUUAUCUUUUCGAAGAUAUGCAGGCUUUGAAUGAUUUUGAAUUUUACUUUGAUAAAACUAUAUAUUUAUUAAAGUCUCUGAAAAAAUUCACUAUGGAUGAGAACAAUCUGUAUAAAAGCGGAAAAUUCGAUUACUUGCGAACUCUUUUGGCUAACAUUAAAGAAAAGGGUGAUCGACUUUUACUCUUUUCACAAUUCAAAAUAAUGUUGGAUAUCAUCGAACCAUUUCUGGAACAUCUGGGCUAUAAAUACUUGCGGUUAGACGGAAGUACUCAAGUUACUGACAGACAAGGAAAAAUCGAUGAUUAUAACGAAGAUUCCUCUAUUUUCGUUUUCUUACUAACUACUCGAGCUGGCGGACUAGGGAUAAAUUUAACAUCCGCCAAUACGGUUAUAAUUCAUGAUAUUGAUUUUAAUCCAUAUUGCGAUAAGCAAGCAGAGGAUAGAUGCCACAGAUUGGGUCAAAAGAAACAAGUUAACGUUUACCGUCUGUUGAGUAAGAAUUCUGUUGAAGAAGAUAUUUACAAAAAAGCUGAAAUGAAGCUUAAAUUAGAGAAGGACGUUACGGGAGAGAAAUCAGAGAGUGAUGUUGAUAUUGCCAACAUUCUAAAGGAUGCUUUGGCUUAG
Molecule: messenger RNA, 3042 nt
Organism: Dimorphilus gyrociliatus
Lineage: Eukaryota; Metazoa; Annelida; Polychaeta; Dinophilidae
Source: the annotation of a GenBank genome assembly